Molecule: messenger RNA, 936 nt
Organism: Acaulospora morrowiae
Lineage: Eukaryota; Fungi; Glomeromycota; Glomeromycetes; Diversisporales; Acaulosporaceae
Source: the annotation of a GenBank genome assembly
AUGCCCGGUAAAAAUCUUCUCGUCUCCGGCCUCACCGCGGUGACCAAUCAAACCGUGGUAUCCUACGAGGAAUAUUUGGAAAAAGUGAACGAUUCCUCUUUCCUUUUCCAAAAAUUAAAUUCCGACGCCCUUCAUCAAUCCCAUCUGGUUGGCGGCGUUGUCUCGACGGAUGAAAAUGAUUUGGCUCAGUUUUGCACGUUUUGUUUUGUUAAAUUAAACAUGAAUAUUUGGUUGACAGCUUCGUCAGAAGUGAAAAUUCAACACCGAGAAGGUAUUCCGGCGGAUCAACAGAGACUAAUAUUUUGUGGCAAGCAACUCGAUGAUGGCCAUUCACUCAACAAUUAUAACAUUAUGCGUGAUUCCACCCUUCACCUUGUUCUCCGCCUUCGCGGUGGUGGUGGUGCAAUGAACUACUUCCUUAGCCCCGAACUCCUGGAUCCUGGUUAUGAUUACGAUUUCACUGGUCUCGACGAUACGGGAAGUACAUUUAUGAGAGGUCAAUUUGAAUAUCGUCGUCCCUGUGGUUGGAAACGUCAUGCACUGAAGGUGCUCAACAAGUACGACAAUGAUAAUAAAUGGCUUGGCGUGACUAGCUCUCGUUUCCGUUACCACUCAGCGCCCGACGAAUGGCCCGUUUCUUACCACGGAACCUCCAAACAUCUUGGUCACACCAUUGCUGAAGAUGGUUUUCGUCUGAGUAAAGAGCAGGGUGUGCAGUUUCCCUACUCUCAGGGCCUCUACAUGUCACCCGACGUCAAUGUGGCCGACAAAUAUGCCGAAACUUUCAUUCAUGACGGCGUUAGCUAUAAAAUUAUUUUCCAAAACCGCGUCAACCCCGACACCCUGUCCAUCCUCAAUACCAAUCAAGGAGAUUACUGGAUCAGCCCGAGGGGCACGGAUGUGCGCCCGUAUGGUAUCUUGAUUAAAAGGGCAUAA